CCGCGCCAUAUUGUAAGAUUAGCUUGCGGGCUUGUGAUGUCGUUUGUUGUCCGUAUCAGGGGUCUUCCGUUCUCAGCGAAUGCGGAUGAUAUAAUCAGUUUUUUCAACGAUUGCAGGAUAAGAGGUGGAAAGCGUGGCAUAUAUUUUCCUCAAGGGUCUAAUGGCCGUUCUAAUGGAGAAGCUUUCAUUGAACUGGAAAGUAGAGAUGAUAAACAGAAAGCCAUGACUCAUCAUAAUGAACAUUUGGGUCGCCGUUAUAUUGAAGUAUUUGACUCAUGCUCUGAGGAAUUGAAUAACGCUAUGGGAUGCAGACCUUUCAACUCGCCAAAUCGGAGGGAACAUGUUGUUAGGUUACGUGGUCUUCCGUACGAUACUGAGAAAAAGGAGAUAUAUGCCUUUUUUAACGGCCUGGAAAUAGCUCCCAACGGUAUCGGGUUAUUGGUGGAUCAUAUGGGUCGUUGCACGGGGGAAGCGUAUGUCCAAUUCACAUCUUCUGAAAGUCUAGCUCGGGCAAAGGAGAAACAUAUGGAGAAGAUAGGGCACAGAUACAUUGAAAUAUUUGAAAGUACAAUGAUGGAGGCUAACACGACCAUACAGCGCCAAAUGGAAAUAAAUCAAAGCCGUGCUUCCAGUCGAGGACCGAUGUUCGGUCGAGGAAGUCGUGAUGGUCAUCCCGGUGGUACGGGUCAUCAUGGAGGUUCCCGAGGAGGAUAUGAUGCGCCCCCGUUUAGUCCAAACGGGUCAGGUCCAAACAGAGGUCCAGUUCCAGGAAGAUUUACGCCCUAUGGUCGACCACCACAUGUUUUCGGACACCCGGGAUACAGUUCUCCUCCCAGAGGCUUCGAAGGACCUUCUCCCUCAAAAGGAUCUAAUUUCGGGCCACCCGGACAUUACGAAUAUGAUGAUCCACAAAGUUUGACUGGGCAUUCUGUUCGUAUGAGAGGGUUGCCAUACUCAGCGACCAAAGAGGAUAUUAAUCGUUUCCUUUCUCCUUUACAACCAGUCAACAUUCGGAUAAAAUUCAAUGCGGUAAGUUGCCGUCAUAAUUCCUAGUUACUUUCUUUCCUUGUGUCUUAAUAACAAAUCUCUUUUUUAUAUUUUAGGCUAAUCGGCCCACCGGAGAGGCAGUUGUGGAUUUUGCCAGUCAUGAUGAAGCGAAGGAGGCAAUGAAGAAGGAUCGUGAAAAAAUUGGGCCUCGUUACAUCGAACUUUUCUUAGCAUCCACCCCUAAGGGAAUCUCUCCUUCGUCUCGCAUAAAUAACAAUGCACCAGUUCCUAGUCGUCGAUCUCCUGUCCACAGUAGUAGAGGCCAUCAAGGGUCACAAUACGCCAACUUUCCUCCUCAGCAAUAUGAAUAUGAUGAUAUAAAUUAUGCGGAAGAUGUAGGGUACAAUUCAGGUCCAAGUAGACCAGAUUUUAAUCAGCCAUAUGAUAGUUUUCACAACGGCACGAGUGUAAGAGGACCAAUCAGGCCUUCAGGAGAUGGUUAUUCAGACUACAGAUAUCGUCAAGGAAAUCACUAUUGAACAUGAGAUAUUAUUUUACAUGUACUUUAC
Molecule: messenger RNA, 1556 nt
Organism: Schistosoma curassoni
Lineage: Eukaryota; Metazoa; Platyhelminthes; Trematoda; Strigeidida; Schistosomatidae
Source: the annotation of a GenBank genome assembly